AUGUCUGGUUAUGAAAGGGCAUUUCUAAGCCAAUAUGAAUGUAUCUGUUUUACAGAAAUAUGUCUUGAUAAAGCAGCAGCUGGACGUGUUUCUGACUGUCCACGAUUAGCCAGCUUGUGCAACAACAAUAUAUACUCUCAACUGAUGACCGAACAGUGCCCACGAACCUGUAACCGUUGUAACGGUUUAGUUAUACCAAACGCAACUAUUGUUGUUCCUACCGUGGGAACAUGCGUGGAUAAGGCACCUCCUAGCGGUGUCUCAGAAUGUCAGCAAAAAAGAUAUUUGUGUAACGUACCAGUCUACCAGGCGCUGAUGAGAGAUCAAUGCCCAAGAACAUGCAAUUUUUGUUAG
This is a messenger RNA of Enterobius vermicularis (human pinworm), 354 nucleotides long. The record is from the annotation of a GenBank genome assembly. NCBI's taxonomy places the organism in Eukaryota, Metazoa, Nematoda, Chromadorea, Rhabditida, Oxyuridae.